UCUUCUAAAGCGUCUGUGGGCCCACCUAAGACAGACACUCUCUCUCUGAUCGAGAGAGAGCCAAGAUCCAGGGUUUAACCUUCAAUGGAGCCUUUGAUUUCCCUUUACAUGCAAGUAUUUUGAUGAACGAAGAAGGAGAAAGAAUGGUUUAUUUCUUCAGAUUAGUACUCAUCGCGCUCUCAAUCUUUGUCGCCUUUGACUUCAAAGGCUAUCAUUGCAGUGGCGGCCGCAUCUUCAGCUUGAAGAUGCAUCACCGCUUCUCCGAUUCCAUCAAGAACUGGUCCCUUUCCACCGGGAAAUUCUUCGACUGGCCCGUUAAGAAGGGAAGCUUCGAGUACUAUGCCAUCUUGGCACACCGCGAUCGACUCAUGCGUUUGCGUGGCCGUAAGCUUUCCGAUUUGGAGUCGCCCCUUGCUUUCUCUGAUGGAAACUCGACGUUUCGGAUUAGCUCGCUGGGAUUUUUGCACUAUGCGACGGUUGAAUUGGGGACGCCAGGGAUGAAAUUCAUGGUGGCGCUAGAUACUGGGAGUGAUCUGUUUUGGGUGCCAUGUGAUUGCAGUAGAUGCGCGCCUACUCAGGGUACUGCUUAUGCUUCUGAGUUUGAGCUAAGUGUUUACAGUCCUAAAGAGUCAUCAACAAGCAAAAAAGUCACCUGCAACAACCUUUUGUGUGAACACCGUAAUCGCUGCCCUGGAACAUUCAGUGAUUGCCCUUACAUGGUCUCUUAUGUCUCUGCUCAAACUUCUACUUCUGGGAUCUUGGUGGAGGAUGUUCUGCACUUAGCAACAGGAGAUACCAAUGAGGAGUUGGUUGAGGCAUAUGUCACGUUUGGCUGUGGACAGGUUCAGAGUGGCUCAUUUCUUGACAUUGCAGCUCCCAAUGGCUUGUUUGGGCUCGGUAUGGAAAAGAUAUCGGUUCCUAGCAUUUUAUCCAGGGAAGGCUUGACAGCAGAUUCUUUCUCUAUGUGUUUUGGACAUGAUGGAAUAGGAAGGAUCAAUUUCGGAGACAAGGGCAGUUCUGACCAGGAAGAGACCCCAUUUAAUGCGAAUCCACCACACCCAACGUAUAAUAUUACAAUGAUUCAAAUUCGAGUAGGAACAACAUUGAUUGAUGUGGAUUUGACAGCUCUUUUUGAUUCUGGGACCUCUUUUACGUAUCUCGUGGACCCAACUUAUACGAGCCUUGCUGAGAAUUUCCAUUCACAGACCAGAGAUAGGCGUCGUCCACUUGAUUCGAGGAUACCUUUUGAAUAUUGUUAUUAUAUGAGUCCCGAUGCAAAUUCUAGUUUGAUACCAAGCCUGAGUUUAACCAUGAAAGGUGGAAGCCACUUUGCUGUCUAUGAUCCUAUCAUUGUCAUCUCCACUCCGACUGAACUUGUUUAUUGCUUGGCUGUUGUCAAGAGUGCAGAACUGAAUAUUGUUGGGCAAAACUUUAUGACCGGCUACCGCGUUGUGUUUGAUCGAGAAAAACUUGUUUUGGGUUGGAAGAAGUUUGACUGUUAUGACAUUGAUGAAUACAACACUAUCCCAAUUGAACGACACAACUCCACUGUACCUCCUGCUGUUGCCGCCGGACUAGGCAACUACCCUACUCCAAAUUCAACAAAAGAGAGCAGGAAUUUUUCAGAGAGUUCAGCUGCCUUACCGUCCUACCAUAGCCAUACAUCUUUCCUGCCAGUCUUCAGUUUCGCCUUCACAUUAUAUCUAUUGUUGUAGUGGUUCUAUUCUAUGAUCAUUCCUUUUAUUUUCCACAGCUGAUGCGGGUGCCCUUUAGUAAAAAAACAUUUUGAUUCUUAGGUCAUGCAUAGUAUAGUUAAAGGACACGAUAUACUUGCGCAACUUUCCAGAAGGAGUGGCAAAAAAAUUCAGUUCCGAGUCGUAUAACAUCAUGUUUUUACAAAAUAUUUA
This is a messenger RNA of Tripterygium wilfordii, 1907 nucleotides long. RefSeq names its product aspartyl protease family protein 1-like. The transcript is spliced from 10 exons. The record is from RefSeq and is a predicted model, not a curated record. Bases 123 to 1715 code for a protein of 530 amino acids. Gene Ontology annotation, molecular function: aspartic-type endopeptidase activity. NCBI's taxonomy places the organism in Eukaryota, Viridiplantae, Streptophyta, Magnoliopsida, Celastrales, Celastraceae. Gene Ontology annotation, biological process: proteolysis.